UAUAUUUCAACAAAAUAAGUGAAGCAUGAACAGUGAAGAAGGCUAUGAUCGAUCUAAAUUUAUAAAUUACAAUUCAGAUUCUUUUGACUGUGCAAUUUGUUCAUGUGUUGCUCGUAAUCCUAAAGAAUGUAAUUAAUGUGGGGGAAUUUUUUGUGGAUAUUGUAUUGAUAAUUGGUUAAAAAAAUCUGGGUAAUGUGAUUUUAUUAAUUUCUUAGUGGUGAAUGUAUAUUUCGUUGUCCUUAAAAGCUAUCAAUAAAUCCUAUAUCAAGGGCUUUGAAAAAAAUUUAUGAUGAUCUAGAAUUAAAAUGUAAUUUUACAAAUAAUAUUUAAAGGUUCUAAUUGUUUAAAAGGAAUAAAAAUAAAUUAAUUUGAAAAUCAUGAAAUUGGUUGCAAAUCGAUAAAAUGUAAAAAUUAUGAUUAAUGUGGAAAUAAUUUAUUAAUAGAAAAUAAUGAGAAAGUAUUCUAUCAUAAUUAAAUAGCAAAGGUUUGUGAUUCUGUCUGUUUAUUAUUUAGUCAAGUGAAAAAUGACAAGUCAAAAUCUGAAAUUUAUUGGCAUAUAAAAUAAUUUGUAUAAACAAAUGGAUAAAGACCAGAUAAUUAUCAAAUUGAUAGAGUUUUACAGAUUGUAAAUUCAUCUGCACCUAUAAUAUAAAAUUAAUCUAUAAAAUGGGAUAGAAAUAGAAUGGGAGCAGGUAUGGAACUUACAGAUGGAGAUUAAAAGGUUUUUUUAAAGGAAUAAGCCUACAUGUUUAGAACAAUUAUAGCUAAUUUUGGUUUUGAAUCUGGUAUUGUAUAUUGGGAAAUUGAAGCAGAUGAUAGAACUGAAAAUGAAUUAAAAAUAGGUGUAACUACACAAAGAGAUUUCAAUUAUAAUUCAGCCUUUUGUGAUUUUGAAUAUGGUUGGGCAUAUUAUGGAUUAGCAUAAGUAUUUAUUUUAAUUAUAUAAAAUAGUUAAGACAUAAUAGUAAUGCAACUGGUCCAUCAUUUGGUAAGAGAUUUAAAAAAGAAGGUACUUUAGGAAUCUGUUUAAAUAUGAACUAAGGUACUUUAAUGUUUAGUUUGAAUGGAGAAUUUAUGGGAUGUGCUUAUAAAGAUGAAAGAUUAAAAUAAGGACCUAUUUAUCCUGCAGUAGCCUUACUUCAUUGUGCUGGUUGUAAAAUCACUAGCGGUAAACCUGUUCCAUAGAUAUUUUAAUAAUGA
Paramecium sonneborni is the source of this 1200-nucleotide messenger RNA. The record is from the annotation of a GenBank genome assembly. NCBI's taxonomy places the organism in Eukaryota, Ciliophora, Oligohymenophorea, Peniculida, Parameciidae.